Cygnus olor (mute swan) is the source of this 3076-nucleotide messenger RNA. It is a transcript of the gene CDC45, whose product is annotated as cell division cycle 45. Gene Ontology annotation, cellular component: DNA replication preinitiation complex. The coding region runs from base 237 to 1934 and encodes 565 amino acids. Gene Ontology annotation, biological process: DNA replication initiation; double-strand break repair via break-induced replication; mitotic DNA replication preinitiation complex assembly. Gene Ontology annotation, molecular function: single-stranded DNA binding; chromatin binding; DNA replication origin binding. The transcript is spliced from 19 exons. The record is from RefSeq and is a predicted model, not a curated record. NCBI's taxonomy places the organism in Eukaryota, Metazoa, Chordata, Aves, Anseriformes, Anatidae.
CCUCCUCUUGCCAUUGGCCGGCUGCGCGCGUCGCCACGCUUUUUCUCCAAUCUCAUUGGCGAACAGCGGGAACGAGUCGGACGGCUCGCCCAGUCCGCGCUGAGAAGGAGGGAUCCCUGCUUUGUUAUUGGCCAGCGAGCCGCGGCGGGAAGCCCAACGGGGGAGCGGCGCUGCUUUGGCGCCCACUUUGAGUGGGGGCGGCCCGCGGCUGCCGGCGUUCCCCCGCCGCUGCCGCCAUGUUCGUGUCCGACUGCCGCCGAGACUUCUACGAGCGCAUUGUCAGCCAGCGUGUUCUUCUUCUUGUGGCUUCAGAUGUUGAUGCACUAUGUGCUUGUAAAAUACUCCAAGCUUUAUUUCAAUGUGAUCAUGUGCAAUAUACACUUGUCCCAGUGUCUGGAUGGCAAGAACUUGAAACUGCCUUUCUUGAGCAUAAAGAUCAGUUCAAAUAUUUUGUUCUUAUUAAUUGUGGUGCCAAUGUUGACCUGUUGGAGAUCUUGCAGCCUGAAGAAGACACGUUUUUUUUUGUAUGCGACAGCCACAGGCCUAUCAAUGUUGUGAAUGUUUACAAUGAGACGCAGAUUAAGCUGUUAGUUAAACCAGAUGAUGAUCUUGAUGUUCCUGCUUAUGAUGAUAUCUUCAGAGAUGAAGACGAAGAAGAAGAGUCAGAGGCUGAAAGUGAUGGGUCAGAACCUUCAGAUAAGCGUAGACGUUUUGAAGAGGAGGUAAUUGAGAGAACGAUGAAAAGACGCCAAAGAAGAGAAUGGGAGGCACGCAGACGUGAAAUUCUUUUUGAUUACGAACAGUAUGAAUACCAUGGGACCUCAUCUGCAAUGGUGAUGUUUGAUCUGGCAUGGAUAAUGUCUAAAGACUUGAAUGACAUGUUGUGGUGGGCUAUUGUUGGCCUAACAGAUCAGUGGGUCCAAGAUAAAAUCACUCAAAUGAAGUAUGUGACUGAUAUUGGAAUUCUACAGCGUCACGUGUCUCGCCAUAACCACCGCAAUGAGGAUGAAGAAAAUUCUCUGUCAAUUGACUGCAUGCGAAUAGCAUUUGAAUAUGAUCUGCGCCUGGCACUUUAUCAGCACUGGUCUCUGUAUGAGAGUCUCUGUAACACUUCAUAUACCUCUGCUAACCUUAAACUUUGGUCUGUACAAGGGCAGAAGAGGCUACAGGAGUUCUUGGCUGACAUGGGUUUGCCUUUGAAGCAAGUGAAACAGAAGUUUAAUUCCAUGGACAUUUCUUUGAAAGAAAAUCUUAGGGAAAUGAUUGAAGAAUCUGCAAGCAAGUUUGGAAUGAAGGAUUUAAGAGUUCAGACCUUCAGCAUUCACUUUGGCUUUAAGAACAAGUUCUUAGCAAGUGAUAUAGUUUAUGCAACAGCUUCUCUCAUGGAGAGUAUAGAGAAAGAAGGGCCCGAAACAACUAAUUUCAUUAAAGCUUUGGACAGUCUCUCCAGGGGUAACCUGGACAAACUGCACCAAGGACUGGACCUAGCCAAAAAGCAGUUACGAGCCAUUCAGCAGACAGUAGCCAGCUGUAUUUGCACCAACCUUGUAAUUUCUCAAGGGCCUUUUCUCUACUGCUCACUCAUGGAGGGAACGCCAGAUGUGAAGCUGUUUUCCAAACCAGUGUCUCUGUGCCUGCUCAGUAAAUACUUGCUCAAAUCUUUUGUCUGCUCUACAAAAAACAAGCGCUGUAAACUGCUGCCCCUGAUAAUGGCUGCACCAAUGGAUGUUGAACAGGGAACUGUGAUCAUGGUGGGGAUUCCUCCAGAGACAGAAAGCUCUGAUAAAAAGAACUUUUUUGGAAGAGCUUUUGAGAAAGCUGCGGAAAGUACCAACUCCCGGACUUUACACAACCAUUUUGACAUGUCAAUAAUUGAAUUGAAAACAGAAGAUCGGAGCAAAUUUCUGGAUGCACUCAUUUCUCUCUUGUCAUAACGCAAUGCUUUUUGGCUCCUCGUGCUGGAAGCUGAGGAUCAGAUGCUCUGAAAAUGAUUUCAGAUGUUCCAAAGUUCAUGGUGCUGCAGUUGUGAUGUUCAUCUUGUUUUUUUCUUAAAUGUGCUGAUACAGGACUGUUGUUUUUAUGUUUCUUAGGAGGUUAGGAGGAUUUUAAUCUGAGCACACAGAUAUUUAAUGCUGCUUCUUUGUAAAGACCUAAUCCUUGUAAUGGCAAGACAUGUCAAUUUAGGAGUAUUUGUAAAUUGAGAUUCUGUUUGUCAAACCUGCUUUUAUUAGUAGACGUGAUGUUUAGAUGUUGUGUUGUUUAGAUGUUGCUUAAUCACAAAAAAUAGGUUUUGAAGUUCUGUAUUUAUUUUUGCGUUAUAUUGCCAUUCACGUGUUCUUUUAAAAAUUUCUGGAAUGCUUUUUAUCUUUUUUUAUAAGAAACUUGUUGUAAACUCCCCUUGGACUUCUAGAGUAUUGAAAAUCUUUUUUUAAUACCAUCAGGUUGAGGUCUUGUACUUUAGUUGAAAUAACUGCUUUGUGAUGCAGGUUUUAUGAAUUUUAGGGCUUUUAAAAUCUAAGUACUAAGAAACUGUCAAGUACCAGGUUAAAACAAAAACUAUGGAGUACCGAUAUCAGUAAAACUUUCUUAGUCAUGCAUUGUGAUACUGUAUUGUCACUUGUAUAUUGGCUUUGGGAAUAAUUUUCCUGGAGAGAAUCUACAAUAAUGUGAUAAUUGUGCGUGGACUAUAGCAUUAUAAAUACUGACAGACUAGAUCUAUCCAUUUCUAUAACAGAAACUUAAUUUCAUUCUGAUCAUAUAAAAUUUUAUUGCUUUUUAGACUUAUCCUGCUUCACAUUGGGUGGGUAUGUAUAUGUGUAUGUUUGGAGUUCUUUUUGUCUUGCCACGUUUGCUAGAAUUAUGUAUGACUUUAAUAGUUUCAGUGUACUAUAAUGGAUAUGUAAAGGUUAUGUAUCAUUGCAUCAUACUUUGUACAGACUUUUAAUACGAGUUAAUUUAAUAUUAAUUGUGAUUUAGAUGUAGCCAACGGAAAACUAAUCUAUAUAUUUUAUUCAAACAAAAACAUUUUUUUAAUGCUGCCAUUUUAUCUGAGCAAUAAAAUCCCUGUGCCAAACUA